Messenger RNA from Colletotrichum graminicola M1.001, 1230 nucleotides. RefSeq lists its product as uncharacterized. NCBI's taxonomy places the organism in Eukaryota, Fungi, Ascomycota, Sordariomycetes, Glomerellales, Glomerellaceae. The record is from RefSeq and is a predicted model, not a curated record. The transcript has a single exon. The coding region runs from base 1 to 1230 and encodes 409 amino acids.
AUGGCAUCAAACCUGCCCACCGGCUCGUCCGGACCCCUGCCCGCCAUACAGGAGCUCUCGCCGACGACAUUCCUGUACGACCCGCCCUCGGCGGUGCCGGACCCGAACUCGCCCAAACUCAUCGCCAUCUUCAGCUGGAUGUCGGCCCAGGACGCCCACAUUGCAAAGUACACGUCGCGCUACAUGGCUCUUUACCCCUCGGCCAGAAUCCUCCUCGUCAAGUGCCCCUUCAUCCACACCCUCUCCGCCCGCAUCUCCAAGCGCGAGAUCAAGCCGGCCGUUCCCAUCAUCCGGGCCCUGGCCGACUCCACCCCGCCCUCCGAAGCCCGGCCCCAGCUGCUUCUUCAUGUCUUCUCCAACGGCGGCGCCACCAACUUUGCAAAGUUCCUCGACAUGUACGCCGACGCCGACCGCGCCGGCCGCCUGGCGCUACCCCCGCACGUCACGCUGUACGACUCCUGCCCGGGAGGAUUCCACUGGAUGCGCAGCUACCGCGCCCUCUCGGCGUCGAUGCCGAGGAUCCUCGCGCCGCUGGCGCACGUCUUCAUCGGCUUGUUCUGGCUGCUCCACGUUCCCUUCGGGCGGCGUGGCUUCUUUGGCAAGAUGUGGGCCGCUCUGAGGCAGAAGGCGCUGCUGGUGAGCGAGAAGCGGCGGGCCUACAUGUACAGCAAAGAGGACCGGAUGAUCCACUGGGCCGACGUCGAAAAACACGCCGAGGAGUCCAGGCAGGUCGGCUUCAAGGUCAGGACGGAGAGGUUUGAGGGGAGCCAGCACGUCGCGCACUCAAAGCUGAAUCCGUCGAGGUACUGGGGGUUGGUAAAGGAGGUGUGGGACGAGGACCUGAAGAAGGUCGAUCCACGGCUAAAGGCUGAUGAGUCUGUCUCGGAGCCGUCAAAGACGGCGCCGGAGCCCGAACCGCCUAGGUUUACCCCCGAACCGGCAAAGACCACGGUGGAGCCCGAACCGCCUAGGUUUACCCCCGAACCGGCAAAGACCACGGUGGAAUCCGAACCGCCAAACUUCACUCCCAAACAGCCAAAGAGUACGGUGGAACCUAGAGCGCCAGAGGCGGCACCGGCACCGGCGCCGGCACUUGCGCCGACAAUGCCCGCUCCGGUGCCUGUCAGGCCUGCGCCGCAACUCGAAGAUACAAAGGCUGCUCCGCCGCCUCCAGAGGUGAAGCCGGCCAAGCCGAAGAAGGCGCCGACGCCGCCCCCGACGAUUCAAUGA